This is a messenger RNA of Lates calcarifer (barramundi perch), 2853 nucleotides long. RefSeq names its product voltage-dependent calcium channel gamma-2 subunit. Lineage: Eukaryota; Metazoa; Chordata; Actinopteri; Centropomidae. The record is from RefSeq and is a predicted model, not a curated record. Bases 191 to 1159 code for a protein of 322 amino acids. Gene Ontology annotation, cellular component: voltage-gated calcium channel complex; AMPA glutamate receptor complex; postsynaptic density membrane. Gene Ontology annotation, molecular function: voltage-gated calcium channel activity; channel regulator activity. Gene Ontology annotation, biological process: neurotransmitter receptor transport, postsynaptic endosome to lysosome; calcium ion transmembrane transport; positive regulation of synaptic transmission, glutamatergic. The transcript has 4 exons.
AAAACCAACCAUACGAUUUCCCCCGAGCUCCCCUAACUCCCCCGCCCCCCCAGCGGCCCCCCGCUACCGUCGUCCACCCGACGCCGCCCACCCCCCGUUUUCCGAGCUGGCGUGGCGACGCAAACUCACAAAUAUUUACUUCCUGUACAUCAAGAGGAAAGGGGGCCCCCCUUUCGUGGAAUGCGGCAACAUGGGCGUGUUUGACCGCGGAGUUCAGAUGCUGCUGACCACGGUGGGGGCCUUCGCCGCCUUCAGCCUCAUGACCAUCGCCGUGGGGACAGACUACUGGCUGUACUCACGCGGCGUCUGCAAGAUCAAGAGCACCAACGAGAACGAGACCAGCAAGAAGAACGAGGAGGUGAUGACGCACUCGGGCCUCUGGAGGACCUGCUGCCUGGAAGGUUCCUUUAAAGGCAUGUGUAAGCAGAUAGACCACUUCCCUGAGGAUGCUGAUUAUGAAGCGGAUGCUUCUGAGUACUUCCUACGUGCUGUACGAGCCUCCAGUAUCUUCCCCAUCCUGAGUGUGAUCCUGCUCUUCAUGGGGGGGCUGUGCAUCGCCGCCAGCGAGUUUUACAAGUCACGCCACAACAUCAUCCUCAGUGCUGGCAUCCUAUUUGUCUCCGCAGGCCUAAGCAACAUCAUAGGAAUCAUUGUGUACAUAUCAGCCAACGCUGGGGACCCUUCCAAGAGUGACUCCAAGAAAAACAGCUACUCCUAUGGCUGGUCCUUCUACUUCGGCGCCCUCUCCUUCAUCAUGGCUGAAAUGGUGGGCGUGCUGGCCGUGCACAUGUUCAUCGACCGCCAUCGGGAGCUGCGAGUGGGGGCACGAGCUGCUGACUACCUCCAAGGUGCGGCCAUCACGCGCAUCCCCAGCUACCGCUAUCGUUAUCGACGCCGCUCGCGCUCUUCGUCCCGCUCCACCGAUCCCUCGCACUCCCGCGAGGCAUCGCCGGUCGGCCUGAAGGCCUUCGGGACGCUGCCCUCCACCGAGCUGUCCAUGUACACGCUGCCCAAGGGCCAAACGGGCACCCCGACAGCCACCUAUAACUCCACGGAGAGGGACCACAACUUCCUGCAGGUCCACAACUGCAUCCAGAAGGACCUGAAAGACUCAGGUGGCCACAGCAACACCGCCAACCGACGCACCACACCUGUAUGAAACUGACAGAGGGCCCUCAGACACUAAAAAAAUCAGAGGGGAUUUUGGGGGGAGGCGGCAAAAGACAGAUCACGGUGUAAGGAGAUGGCAUGAGGAAGAGAAGGGGGGCUUAAAUGGAUUGAUGGAGUGAAGGAAGCAGCAGAGAGGAGGGUCUGAGCGCUCCACAGCACCUCAGAUGAUCACUGAGUUUAAAAAAAAGGAAACAGAAAAAUGCAUUAAAAAAAGAAACAUGCAUGAUUUUCCCAUCUACCAUUGUUUAACGAGUUUUGAACAUGUUUAUAAAGAUUUGAGGGGGAGGAUGGGGAAAGAGGAGUCGGGAGGGGGGGUGGCCGGUGGUUGUCUGUCUCGGGGCUGUGGAACCAUAGAGUGGUGGGCUUGGCCAGACUGCCCAUUUAAAGGUGAACUUUAUAUUUUUUACUCUUCCUCAGUCUGAUGAAAAAGGGGCGUAGUUUGCCCUUCGGCCCCGCCUAUGAUCCCGCCCUCACACUACCAUCCCACAAGCCCCCCCAGCACACACACCCUGACCUCCCUUAAAACCCACUCCUUUCUUUAGUUGCUGUAUCUUCUUGAUUUCAUUCUUUAUUCGCAUUAAUACUGUGAAUCAUUGCGGUGUGGGAUUUUAGCAGGGAGCAAUUCAGGCCGCAAAAAAAGAAAAAAAACAGAAAAAAAACACAUAAGUUAAUAUAUGUAUUGAUUAUAUAUAAAUAUAUGAAUAUAUAUGUUAAUAAAUCAUGACUAGACUUCCCUGGCGCAAAAAUAUCAACAAGAAAAAAAAGAAAACAAUGUAACUCACAAGUGAAACUAGAUCAAGUCGUCAUGGAAACUAAACCAAGACGGAGGAUUCAUCGUGACUGGCUCAUUUGACAGGCAAUGGCUUCAGCCUACUUGAUAAACUGAUAUUGGUUAGUAUUACACACAUUAUCACAUUCUUUUACAACAACAAAAAAAAUCUUUUGGCCUUCCGCCGAAACCCUGGCAGCCAUCUUUGUUUAGGGUCAACUAGAGGUGAAAACUUGACCUCACUUUUUUUGCUCCAUAAAGGGGCGGAGUGAAGAGAGAACUCUGGGUAACGGAGGAUCUCUCUGCAAACUUGAAGAAGACUGUGGACUAUGAAACGUCACUACUACCAAAGACACAAAGUAGUGCGUGAGAGAACAUGGCUACCAGCGAGGUGAAGCUAAGUGACUCCAAAAAAUUAAGAAUUUACAUGCAUGCUAAUCAAAAUCAUCCGAUCUGCUUUUAAGGAACUUAUGUUUUGAACAAUUGAACAAUGAUACCAUGUAAGGGCAGUGGGAGUGACAAAGUAGAAUUAAUGUUACAGUACUGUGUCUAUUUCAAUUUUACUUUUCUUUUUUUUUUUUUUUGAGUGGGUAACUUGGGGUGGGGCUUCAUUACGCUUGAAACAAAAAGAACAAACUUUGGAGAACGUAUCAAGGCUUUUUUUUAACAGAAGAAAAUCUUAUCUUGCCUUUUAAUUUAAUUUAAUUUUCUCGGUUCCUUUGAACUGUCACACAGCCUUAUUCUCUUUUUUUUUGGUCUCAUUUUUCUUGUUCUUUGGUUUUGCGUUGUGUUGUUGUAAAUGAGAAUUUAAAAAAAGCGUAAUGUCUUUCAAGGUGCCAAAACUGAAUGAUUCUGAACUUGGAUGCAUCAAUCCUGAUGACGAAUAAAAAUUGAACCCCCCGUAGGGAACAGAA